AAAGCCCCUAAUCUUCUGUUUGAUGAUAUUUGAUGGCCUGCAUACGAUUUGGAGUCUCUCGUGUGGGUCUGAAUUAAUAUUUCAACUUGAGCCCACACAUCUGCCUCCAGUCCCACAGAUCGAACGACCUCCGAGGGGAGAAGAAGGUGUCGUUGCCACUCGUGUAUUCAUCCGCCUAUGGGCGCCCCAGUGCGUGCAGUCAGAAGAAGGAAGCUGAAACUGUUUUUCUGGCAAGCUGAAGAUCCACAUCCCGCUGAGGAGUCGCAAAUCACAGCUACGUCCCAGCAGGAGGACCAACUUCAGCUUGAACAAGGCCUUGUUUUGUUCAGGGCCUGUGAAAUGCAAUUAGAAACUCCCUCAGGGCCGACAGGGGUAACGGCUGAAUGAGACCUCCCCGCGAUCCUGGCGGGCCACAGACUUUGAAGUCUUCCUCUAUCUCCCCAAGAGAGCCCAUCCCCGGUUCAGAGAGGACACUGCAUUAGCAACAGAAGACAUGAGGCUGAUGAGUGCAGGAGCUUUCAUGUGCCUCCUCUCAUGGGGGUGUUGACGCUUCUAAUAAAUUACGUGAUAUAUCUGUUGUGAUAAUAUCCCGUCUUGUGAUUUAUCAUCUCGCCGUGCCCUUUUCCCACUGACAUUCACUACCCUUCUGUCCGACGAAGAGCUUUGCGAUUGGCUGACCUCGCAAAGAAUUCCACAACACGGUGUGCGUGACAUUCACAUUUAUGUGAUACGUUUAUAAUAAGCUGUGACAGGUACAAAUGCAACCACCGCAUUAAAUCAUAUCAUCCUUUCCUCACCCUACAAAAGAAGCGGGGUGGCAUACCAGCACAGAAGCAUUAAUUGGAGCCGACACGUCACCCAAUAAGCGUGAAGUCUGGAAGCGUCUCAUCAGCAUUCUGAACCCAUUGCCUGUCCCCUCUGGUUAUUCUGGGCCUGUAAUUAAGAGGAUGGCCAUAAUCACUAGACUGUCUAUAUGUACGUGUUGAGCAGAGAGGAGGAGAGUGUUGUAAUUGUUCUGCCGCCGGGGUGCCGCUCUCAGGGCUGAGGAGGGAGGUGUGGGAGGCGGUGGGAGUGUCCGCUGAGGGAGGGAUCACAGGAAUGCACGGUUCGCUACUGAGGGAGCAUUCUUGAGCCGAGCUGAGUGCAGCCGGACACGCUCUGGAAAGGAUCUCUCAAACCUGCUUUGAGUGGAUUUGCGCUUAAUCUGUUGAUGGUGAAGGAGCUCAGAGCCUCACGUUUACUGUAUUUGGAGGAUUUUACUGGAUACUGGUUCAGUCUCUGGAAAGGAUUGGUUCAGGAUGUUCAAUAUCAUACAUGCCCUGAUAUUCAAAGGGUAAAAGCAAACAAUUUGUCAGAGCGCUAUAGAUUUUGGAGGGACCUAUACAUGUAAGGAAACAACUUUUUAACACUUUUGUGUUCUGAUAUUGGAGUGAAAAGCAUUGGUUGAAAAUAAAUUGGCAGUAUUUUGGAUUACACUGAGAAGGAUCUUCUUCCCCAAUCGCUUCAUUGGGAUAUUGGGUUGCUCUGACAAACAGAGAUAUUCCCUCCUCCAAAUGCAGAGCUGUUGAACGCCUGCUGAACGCUGCACCAGAGACAACUCUCUAAACCUGCCAGAUUACAGCCUGGUCCGACUGGAACGACGCAUUUCUAGAGGAUUCCUACACGAUUCAGGGGUGUGGAGAGUGCAGAAACAUAGAGGUCUUGCUGAUGUUGCUAAUACCACAAAUGCGAGAGCAGAAAACAACGAGCAAAAUGCCACAAGGAGGAGACAUUUAGAACCCAAGAAAGACUAAAGGAACAAGCUGUUUGUAGUCACUUUUGUGCACUUGGAGUGCAUCAGCACAAGUAAAGAAGAGCAUAGUAAUCAUCCCCCUCUCUAAACACCUCAACAUGUUUGCCCCAACUACAGCCCUGCCUCCUCCUCCCCUCUUAACAGGAAGUGCUCUGCCGGUGCCCAGCGUGCCAGCAACAGCUCCCUACGCAGAUCAUGACCUACUGCGGCAAGAGUUAAACUCUCGCUUCCUGGCCUCCCAGACUGCCGAUCGAGGAGGCGCUCUAGCUCCCCCGGCCUACCUGCGCACGGAGUUCCACCAGCACCAGCACACACACCAACACACACAUCAGCACACCUUCACUCCAUUCCCCCAUUCCAUCAUGCCCAGCCCAGCAGCACCACUGGUGCGUAGCCCUGCCAGACAAUUUGACAAAUACCCCGCUAAAAUGGACACCUUCCAUAGACACAAUUUGGUCCCGUCCUAUCCGUCAGUAAUGACUGGAAUACCUCCUAUGGUUCCACCUGCUGGACCAUUCAGCUCUCUCCAGGGAGCUUUUCAGCCCAAGGCUUCCAACCCACUAGACGUGGUGUCAAGACCAGGAUCUGUGCCACACCAACUUUUACAGAAGGACUCCAGACUUAUUGACCCCAUGUGUCCUAAACCAAAGAAACCUGGGAAGUGGUGUGCAAUGCAUGUCCACAUUGCAUGGCAAGUUUACCAUCAUCAGCAAAAAAUGAAGAAGCAGAUGCAGAUUGAGCCACAUAAAUUAGAUUUUGGGUUUAAGCCCGAGUUUCUGAAUCGAUCGCCUGGCUCGAGCUUCAUGGGACUGCAGCCACGUGAUUUGCCCCGUCCCUCCACCAUCCUCUCUAAUGCAGGUCCUACACACCCUUCAGUUUCGCCCUAUGGACACUUACCGCAUACCCCAAACAAUCUCCACAGUGUAAUCCCCCAUCAUGAGUCUCUUAAUAAGCCACUCACCUUUGGAGGACUAAGUACGCUGAGUUCAUCUGCCUUUGGAGGACUAGGAAACCCAUCAAUAACACCAAACGCAGCACAUGGGACUAAAGAUGGUAAAACGGUGCCAACUUCAAGUGGACAACUGGAGAACUGGAACAGAUUGCACCAGACGCCCUCGUCCUUCCCAACGCCCCCUCUGUGUCCAAGGCCUUCUGAAACCGAGAGAGCUCCCUCCAUACCGGACAGAGCAGCGAUUAAGAGAGAUUCCUUAGACAAAGAUGAUAAGGAACGGGAGCCUAAAGAGAAAUCAAACGGAAGGCAUUUGUCCCCCAUCAGGAAUAGUGCACUGGACAACAAACAACCAACAGAGUCCUUCAAAAGUUCCUCUCCUGAUGAGCCCAAGGAAGAGGAGCAGGCAAGAGAGAAAACACAAGCCCAAGAGCUUCCGCAACAAACUCAAGAAACUGAGGAGCCAAAACACAAAGAGAUCCAAAGUGACAAAAGAGAAAAGGAUGUCAAAAGCGAGCAGCAGCAGACAGCUGAGGACAAGCCAGCAGGAAAAGAGAGUUCAUCACCCAAGCAACAGAGAGAGGAUCUCAAGCGGCCAAACAGUGAUCGCCAACCCUGGGAGCCAGCAGAGAAGAAGAUUAGAGUCGAGUAUGAACCCCAUGCCAAGAGCAGCAAGGUGAGAGUGAAGGAGGAGAAGAGAGACGACCAGGACCAUGAGGUUACAACACACCAGAAAGUUUUGGAAAAACCAUGGCAGGAUCCUAGAACCCCUGCUAUUAACCCUUCACCUCUUUCAACUCUUCCUUUGCCCAUAGGAAUCCCAGCUGGCCACCCUGGUCUUGAUAGGAUUAGGCUGGUCUCACCUUUUCUGGGAAUGGGUCCAUUACCUGGAGCCGAAAGGCUGCCUUACUCACCUCAACACUGGGAGUCUAUGCGGAAUGUUUACCGAGGUUUAGAUCUUCCUCGUAGGGACUCCUUGGGCAAGGACCUCUUAAUAAGAACCGACUCCCUGCAACGUGCCAUGAUGGGGCACCCUGCUUACCCACGAGAGCCAUUUCUGCAAUCCAUGGCCUUGGAGCAAAGGAGUCAGCUGGAGGAAAGGCACCGUCUGGCCUUCCUGAGAGAAGAAAGCGAGCGUAGCCGCCUGUUGGCUAUGCAUCAUACUGCACUGGAUCAUCACUUACCGCCUCCAGGACUCCUCACGGCGGCUUACCCCAGCACAGGGCUCCCACAUUAUAGCUCACUCAGUAGGACUCUACCUGCAGCUUAUCUACACGCCCAACCACAUCCGCUUUUUCCAAUGCUGGCAGCACGGCCAGGAUCUCCGAGACGGAUGACCCCUCUCAUAGACAGACCUGUUUUGCACCCACACAGAGACACUGAGACUCGGUGAGCUGGACUUAAUCAGAAACUGACGGACUUAUGUAUAUCAAGCACUUCAUGUGAAAUAACGUGUAGUCAAAAUGUACAGUGGUGGAAAUGAUUUUUUUGGUCAAAAAAAUAAUAAUUAAAAUGACUUCUGAGAAAAAAAUAA
This is a messenger RNA of Onychostoma macrolepis, 4275 nucleotides long. RefSeq names its product activator of transcription and developmental regulator AUTS2 b (gene auts2b). Bases 1891 to 4134 code for a protein of 747 amino acids. The transcript is spliced from 15 exons. The record is from RefSeq and is a predicted model, not a curated record. NCBI's taxonomy places the organism in Eukaryota, Metazoa, Chordata, Actinopteri, Cypriniformes, Cyprinidae.